Leishmania braziliensis MHOM/BR/75/M2904 is the source of this 7215-nucleotide messenger RNA. RefSeq lists its product as hypothetical. The record is from RefSeq and is a predicted model, not a curated record. The transcript has a single exon. The coding region runs from base 1 to 7215 and encodes 2404 amino acids. Lineage: Eukaryota; Euglenozoa; Kinetoplastea; Trypanosomatida; Trypanosomatidae.
AUGGAGGGCUCGAACAACAGUCUCGGCUCCGGUAGCGGUCUCGCGACCAGUGGGGCCAAGCCUGGCAUGCAACAUGGCUCCAGCAGCAAGGCCAAGUCUCUGACUUCAAAGCCGGCUCGCGGUAGCGCCGAUGCGGGGACAGUAGAGGCCUCUCUUGGUGCGACAAAGGAUCUCAUCGGUAUACACCAUCCACCCCCACCCCCUCCGCCUCCGCCUCUCCAACUGGUGACCUCUGGGGCAGACACCGAGGCCCCGCACGUGGUCUUGAGCGGCCGCGGUGCUGGUGGUGGUGGCGCAGCGGCGUCCUCCUCCACCCCCGUGACGGGCGAUAUGCCUGUCGCGGCGCGUAGUGGCAUGUAUUCCUCCUCGCGGCGUCAGGGAGGGGCUGCGGCGUCAGUCGGAGCUCGACCGACACUGCCUAGAUCAGGCGCAAGCAGCGCAGCAAUGCCUGCCGUGUACGGUGGGGGAGAGGACGUCAACGGUGAGUCGUUGGCGUCCAACACGGGUUACUCUUACAACAGGUACUACGGUAGCGACCAAACCAACUACUUCAGCUCUAGCACCUACGGCUACAACAACAACAACCAAGGCGAGUAUCCAGGAGGUGGUGGCGGUAGCAGCGGCUCAACGAGCAUGCCCUAUGGAUCUAUUCCUGGCCCUGUGGUGGGUAGUAGCAGCAGCGGCCCAGGGGCGAGUGACGGGCAAUCAAUGCCCGUGUACUCCUUUCCCUACCACUCAUCAUCAUCUGCGCCGGCGAAUCUACAGCAAUGCCCGAACCAGCAUUCUACCCAAUACCAGCAGCCACAGAGGCAACAUCAACUGCAGCAGCAUUCACCCUGCAGCCCGCAGAUACCCACCGUGGAACAGGGCGGCAGCGCCUACCAGGGCUAUUAUCAGCAGACUUACCAACCACAGCAGCCUCAAAUGCAGCUGCAGCAGCGAUCGCUACACUUCCAAGCGGCAUCCUCCACCUCUCAAAGCACAGGCAGGGAGGGCCAAUACUACGGCUACUGCUACGGCAGUAGCCCUGGCCAGCGUCGCAGCCACGCCCGCACGGCGAGCAGCAGCAGCGGGGCGCACUACUACAAUCCACAACAGCAGCAGGGAUGCCCGCCGCCGUCUUCUUAUGAGGGCGAGACUCUUUACAAUCAGGGCGGCACAGUGCAGAGCAGCAGCCAAGGAGGCACCACGGAGGGUUGCUACCAGCAGUAUGCUCAAUGUGCUUCGUAUUCAUAUCAGAGCCCCUCGCCUUCCGCACAGCAGCAGCAUUCACCCUACAUUGGUGGGGAGGGCCAAACCUUCUCUAUCUCGGCGUCAUACGGCUACACCUUACUGGGCGCGAACAAGAGUAGCCAGCCUUGCAGCACAACCGCCAGUGCGUACGGUGGCGAGAGCGAUGUCAUACAGGGUGCCUCGCCGGCGCUCUACUCCAGCGGAGCAUAUGCCCAGGCAGAUAGCGCAGGCAGCACCAUGAACGGAUCCGAAGUCCGUGUCGUUGGCGGGCGUGGAUACGGUGCUAGCGCCGCAACAGCAGCUGUGGGCAGUGGCGGUUCUGGUGUCGGCUGCGGUAGUGCAAUCGGAGGCUACUACGGCACCGGCUACGCCGGCGGUUGUAGUGCGCCAGUGUUGCAUGCGUCUCGCACACAAGAUGUACCCUACACGGACACCGGCAGUGACACUGUCGGAAUGCCGCUGGGUCCCGUCAGUGGCAAGAGCGGCCAGGCUGCAGCCAGCGGCAGCUACCCAUACCCACAGCAAGGGAACGUCGCUGAUGUGGAGGAUGGAGGCCAGUCAUAUCACGGCUACGCGGCGAAUGGUUACCGCGACUACUACUACGCGGCUGCGAAUCAGAUCGGCGGCUGCGAGAUCAGUCCUGGCUAUGGUUACACUGCGGGCCACACCUCGUCACAGCAGUCACCAAUGUCCUAUCAAACUUCCUUUGGUUGCGGAGAGGCGCAGCCGGUGUCAUCCGCCACCGCAUCGCCGCUGAUAGCUGAAAAUCACCAACGUGGAAGCGGAGGUCCGCCUCAGCCCCAGCAACCGCAAUAUCAGCGGAGGAGCAGCUUCUGCGCGCUUGAUCCUCGCUAUGGCGGUGGUGGUGAUGGCAACGGUGGCAGCUACGACGCUUAUGGCUACGCCCUUCAGCAUCCACAGCAGCAGGGGUAUUACCGAGGUUACAGCAACCCCUCGCAGCCUCAGAACCGAGUUGACGCGAGGUCAAGUGGAGCAUCGCUGCCAGUCAUUCGUCACUCUCAGUGCAUGCAGCAGCAGCCUGAGACGGUGACGCGGCGGUAUAAUGCUGCUGAGGAGCAAGGCAAGUGUGGUAUAGCAGAGCAGAUUACCAAGACACAGGCUCCAGAUGACACGGUGCCGAUGCCGUCAGUAAGAGGUAGGGGCCCCAGCAGGAGCAGCAGCAGCGGUGGCCACGGCCACGGUGACGGCGGCGUUGGAGGUAGUGUGGUGCCAACACCAUCUCGCAAAAGGGGGAAAAAAGGAAUGGGCAGCGGCACAGCUCAUGCCCAUUCAGCUGCAGACACUGAGGCGGCACGCAAAGCAGCGGAGAAUAGUGAGGGGCGUGAGGCGUGCGGCCAACGCAGCGCUACCCUCAGCACUACCGUCCUACCUGCGUCCGCUAAGGAUGCGGAGUGUCAGCGGCAGGCCUCACUUCAGCAGACGGACGCGCCAAUACUGGAGGAAACAUUGGGAGCGCGCGAGCCGCUCGUCUCACUAGAGCUGCCACCUUCCUCGGUGAACGCGCCACGUCGACAGCAACCACCGCUGCGGCACACAGGCGAGGGUAGUACUACUGGCAAGAGUGGCGGGGUACCGAAGGGUGAGGUCCGCUCGCAGCAGGCGGCUGAUCUCUGCGUGCCUCACAAGGGUGGUACGGACGCAGCGACGCCUGACGGCGGUGAGUUUUCGAUGACCGGAGUGAAGGGCAACGUCGAUGAAGAGGCUAAAGCUGAUCACGCCGCUGUGACUUUCAAGGAUGGCAGUUGUGGGACGGCCACGCCUGCUAUGGCUGCGAUUCGAAUGGACCACCAUGGCUCCAGCACUGCUAGCGGCGGGAGUUGCGGCCAGCGGCGGCACAGCAGCAGCAGCACCGAGUUCACUGCUGCGCACGCGAGCCCUGUAUCACACGGCAGUGGUAGUGGCAGCGGUGCGCAGAGCUUCCUACGGCGCUCUCCGCUGACACCAUGUCUCAGCGCGCCAUUCCACACAUACAUCUGCGGUGCCAUUGUAGAGCAGGCGGCACAGCUGCAGGCAAACGCGUGUUCAUCAUCCGCCACCGGUGGCAGGACCGGCAUCGACGCUGCCAGUGCGGGUACCCCGUCUGUACCCCUUUCAACGGGCUCAUCGCAAGCACUGCCGGCCAUGUACACCCCUGUCCAGCGUCUGCUUUCGCGUGAGGUGUCUCGUGGGGCGCACAGCGUGGCCGCGGAGAGGAAGCGGAGACUGGCGCAGGCAUCCAAUGACAGCGGUUGCGGCGAUGAGGAAGGCGCCUGUGCGUACGGUGAGGAGGACGUAGAGUAUGCCCGCGAUGGCGCGGAGGCGCCCGAGGCGGCGAGCGAGGGGAGCAAAGGUGAGGGUGCGGAGGGCGGCUUGGAAAGCGUGCGUGACCUCGGUAGUAUGCAGUCCGCCACAACGCUGCUCACAGCCGACGCGCUGGCGGCUGUGAGGGAGGCACCCAACACCACAGCUUCCCUGCCUCCUCCCGGCACCACACUCGCGGACAACUCUCUUCGCUCGAGUGGUGGCCGGCCUCACCACAUGCACCUGCUUGCCCACCACCACAGCCAUCACAUGCGACGAUCGACCCCCGCCUCAGAGGUGUCAUCGCCCUCGGCACCGGCACUGCAUCACUGUCGCAUCUACCAUAGCAUCUCUCCCUUUUUGCAGCCAGCUUCGUUGGCUGCAAGCUGUACAGCCUCUCUCAUGGCAGGCGGCAGCGCCGCCACAAACAAAUAUGUGCAGUCUCCGGAGAGCGCCUCGAGUGCUGCGCUGCCGCCCCGGCUUCCCAGCGGGGGUGGGGGCAGCACACCGCACUUGCAUCGAGUUGGCGAAGGCUCGCGUGAAGGCAGUGGCGCAGCCGCAACCAUGCAGCCUCAGCAGCUUCACAUGGGUUCUUACCCCUACCAGUACAACAAUCAGGCCUCGAUUGAUCUAGACGGUGGCCGCUGUGCCGUUGUUCCGGAAGGGGGAUCUGGAGGCGCUGAAGAGCUUCUCCACUACUCUUACCAAGGCAACAUAAGUGGUGGCUGCAACACCACGAAGCCCUUGCUUCGGCAACCGCCACUGCAGAAUCCAGGGACUGAAGACGGCACCAUCGACCGUUGUGUCGGUCCCGGCGGCGCCUUGCUGACGACCUCGCCCGCUACCGUGGUGCACAGCACGUUUUUCAAUACGCUCAACCAAAGUAGCCCCCCGCCCUCGAUCGGUGCUACGGCCCGGCCGGGGUCUUCGACGCCAUCGCCAACCUCACAGCACCAGCACCACCACCAACGGGCUGCGAACAGUGGCGGCGCCAGUCGUUUCGCGACGAGUCCAGAUUGUGCCAGCCAGCAAGGCGGCACGAGUGGACCGGGGAACAACAUGAGCAACACCUACGGCAGCAGCCAUCAUGUUAAUUCUCUCGCGCACCAUCGCUACCCCAGCCCCACGCACCCCAAUGGCUAUUUCACCGGCGGCAGCCAAAUCAACUUGCAAGCGGGCGGGCACUACCCGAUGCUGGGGGCGCGGCCACCCUACAUCUACGAGUAUCACGUGGGGCAGGAGUUACUGCUAGAGGAGUUCCACGCCGCCAUGCGCUUCAACGCCGCCACAUUCGGCAAUAUCGCGUGCCUCGUGGACGCCUUCUCCCCGCAGGUACCGGUGGCAAGCAAUCUCGAGUUCCCCUGCAACGAAGAGCAGUGCCAGCUUAUUUGCACUCGCAGCAGUAGAGGCCUUUCUUCGCCACCUGGCGGCGACAGCAGUCAGCACGGCUCCGCGCCGGGCAGUCGCAGCAGCCCCGGUGGCACAUUUCCUGUCCUCCUGAAGGAAGACGCGCGCGCCAUAGGCGGAGCAGGCCACAACGGCACAAGCGGCAGUGGUGGUGCCCAGAAAGGGCCCGUGCUGCCGGCACCGCGACCGGCACAUGCGGAUCGAACGCGCUACUGGGACUUUUCCGGCUUCUCUUACUGUGAGCCGGUCGUGACGCUCAAGUCCAUCUGGCAGAGCUUCGAUAACCCAUUCGGCUGCGUCGUGAACCUCGCCGAGCCGAUCUACCCGGCGCCGAUGCGACCCGCUGAAGGCGAGCUGGUGUAUACACCGCUGCUGAGCGGCUUUCGCAUUCGUUUCCACCCAGCCUCGUCUGCAUAUAAGCGGCUCGCCGCUUUGCGCGAGGUUCGCCGCCAGCGGCAUCGAGAGGAGGCGGCGGCCGGUGAGGGUGCCGGUGCGUCAACGAUGGAUGAGCGUGCGGCAACCAGUGUAGAAGGAGCGGCGCGGGGCGGUAGCAGCUGCCAUGCAACGGGCCCUUACGCGGAGGAGGAUGGCGUGCUCAAGUGGAGUGCCACCGACCGGCCUAACAAUCGAAACAUUAUCGUGGAGCAGAUUGUGGAGCUGGCGAAGUGCGACGAGAGCUAUGCAGAGCUGCUGACCGCCACCACGGCAGAUGUUGACCAUCAGUCGUGGGUGGCGCUCAUGUGGCAGCCCGUGUUCUGCGGCGGUCAUUCAUCGAAGUACAGCUGCGGCACUUUCCUCGCUUACUACCUCCUCCGAGCACCGCGGCACCUGUUUAUCCCUUUCGCUUAUAAGAGCGAAGGCGCUGCGAUGAAUAGCUCGUGGAGCAGCCCAGUCUUUCGUGGUGACCGCGCUGCGCUUUCUUUUGACCUCUGGAGCUUGCAGCGGCACUACCACAUCGCGCGAUGGGUCUCACCGCCGCCAAUGACGCACAUUAUGGCGACACUAUCCGUCGACGGUGAGGACGAUGAGGCGGAUAACACCACCUCCUCAUGUGCAUCCACCAGCCGUGGUCGUAAUUCGUGGGAGGAGGGUCAAACCGGCUGUGCGUCGAACCGCACCACCGAAAGCUUCGGCUUCAGCACCAACGGGGACUCCCGUGUGCGUCUCCGUGACGUCUACGCUGGCGCUGCCAGCGUAGGUGGUGGUAUUGACCUGCACGCCACGACGGGCACUACGAACGCAGCAACCUGCCCUGCAACAGCAAAGACGACGUACGUGCGUAUUCCUCUUGUCGGCUUGAUCCCAAAUCGAUGCCGUUCCGAGGUGUGGUUCAAGCCUAUGUACGACGCAUCACUCAUGGGAAUGCGUCAACAUUGUGGUGGCGGCGGAGGGGUGAUGGGCGGCGGCGAUGGAGCGGGAGCUGGUGUGUCCGGUGGCGGUGUUGGCAUGGGGUCCUCGAACGGAUUCGGGGGUGCUGGGAGUGGCGGCAGCGGCGUCGGAGGUAAUGCAGGCAACAGCGGCGACCACGCAGGCCUCUACGCCUUUUACGCACCCCUUUUCCUUAUCGUGACAGCGUUGCAGCUGAUGUGCUGGGACGCCUACAACGAGUGGGAGCACAAGUCGCCCACAUUGACGGCCACAGCUGCUCGACCGUCGACGUUCUCUGAGGCGAGACGAGACGCUGAAGACCCGGAGGUGGCCGUUGACGGGACUGCCGGUGCGGCCGGUACCCCCUCCUCGUCCUUCAGCAAUCCUUUGCCUGCGAUGAUGGAGGAGACGAUGUCGACUGCGCAGCGACCGCAGCAGCAGUCUGACUACGACUUGGAAGCCGCUACCACUGCUGGAACCGGGGGUGGUAAUCCAACCAGAGGCGCGGUAGCCCACCGCAGAAACCUGUGGCCCUCCUACGUUACUAAAGGCGUGGAGCUGAUGACGGAUGCCGCCCGGCAGUAUCGCACCGUACGCGAGGUGGCCAACCUCGACGCAGCCGUGGACGAGAGCGCUGGCGGCAGUGCCCUGGUAGGAAACAACAACGGAGGCUUUGCGGCGGCGAACGAAGCAGGUAUUAGCAGUGCCGAGGAGAAGCGGCCAGGUGAAGGAGACAAGAGCGUAGCGAAGCAGCAGCGCGUUGGAUGUGCGAUCGUGGCGGGCGGAACAAGCAGCGCUAUGUGCGAUCCGGUUGCUCGCGUGAUUGCAGGGCUGCUCGACUACUAUCAGUGGGCGCAGUACGAUACGUCCCUUACCGCACUCGCCACCGCCUACUGUGCCACAUAA